CUAACCAUCGGCAUUAGUGUUGUCGUUUUUCCAACCAUCACGUUCCUUCUUCUCCUAGAGACGAUUGACAACAUGAUGUUCCCUUCGUUCAAGAGGCCUGCUCUCUUUGCUCUGUCUGCCUCGACGGCAGUCAUGGCUCAGAUGACCACCUCUGACUUUUCACCUAACAAUGCCGUGUCCGACACUCCUUCGGCGCAGAUCACGUCAGUAUCAUCCUCUGCCUCGAUUGGCACGGUUCUCCUGCAUGGCACACCGACUACUUACUCUGUGCAAUACACUCUGCCUGCUGCCAUCGAUGUAGGCGCAAACUUGCUCCCCAACAUCGAGGAUCCUGAGGCCAAGGUUGCUCAGACAGUUUGCCCCGGCUACAGAGCCUCCAACGUCGAGCACACUCAGCAUGGUUUCACGGCCAGCUUGUCUCUUGCCGGCGCGUCCUGCAACGUCUACGGCACUGACAUUGAGGAUCUCAACAUCACCAUCGCCUACCAAUCUUCCCACCGUCUUUCGGUCAACAUUUCCCCUGCUUUCGUCACUGCUGAGAACUCCAGCCACUACAUUCUGCCUUCGGGCAUAGUGUACAAGCCCGAGCAAGGCGUUCCUGACGAACCUACCGAGGACAUUGAUCUUCAGUUCGUUUGGUCCAACGACCCCACUUUCUCAUUCGCUGUCUUGAGAAAGUCAACUGGCGAUGUAAUCUUCUCUACCGAGGGCACUGUCCUUGUCUACGAGGACCAGUUCAUCGAGUUCGUCUCUGCUCUACCCGAAAACUACAAUCUUUACGGCAUGGGUGAGAACCUCCACGGAAUCCGACUUGGAGACAACUACACGACUACCUUCUACGCCGCAGACAACGGUAAUCCCAUUGACCGCAAUCUUUACGGUGUCCACCCGAUGUAUGUCGACACCAGAUACUACGAAAAGGACCCGGUGAAUGGCACUUUGUCUCUUUUGACUGGUGACACCGACACCGACACCAACGCCAGCUAUAUCUCGUACAGCCAUGGCGUUUACCUGAGAAAUGCCCAUGGCAUGGAGGCUCUCAUGCAGAAUGGCAACAUUACUUGGAGAGCCCUUGGUGGAAGCAUCGACCUUUACUUCUUUGACGGUCCUACUCAGGCUGAAGUCACCAAGCAGUACCAGCUGGGUGCAGUCGGUCUGCCUGCCAUGCAGCAAUACUGGGCUUUCGGUUACCACCAAUGUCGCUGGGGUUACAAGAACUGGACCAUGAUGCAGGACGUUGUUGACAACUUCGCCAAGUUUGAGAUCCCUAUGGAGACUAUCUGGAACGAUAUCGACUACAUGUUCCAAUACCGCGACUUUGAGAAUGACCCCAACACCUUCCCUUACGACCAGGGCAAGCAGUUCAUCGACGGACUCCACGCUAACGGCCAGCACUACGUUACUAUCGUCGACUCGGCCAUCUACAUCCCCAACCCUGAUAACGAGACUGAUGCUUACUCUGUCUACAGCCGUGGUCAUGAGCUGGACGUUUUCAUGAAGAAUGCUGAUGGCUCCGAGUACAUCGGUGCUGUCUGGCCCGGCUUCACUGUUUUCCCCGAUUGGCACGCCGAAAAUGCUUCUCAGUGGUGGACCGAGUCUCUCAUGAACUGGUACCAGAACGUCCAGGUUGACGGUAUCUGGAUUGACAUGUCGGAGGUCAGCUCCUUCUGCGUCGGCAGCUGUGGUACUGGUCAACUGCAUAUGAACCCUGUUCACCCUCCCUUCGACCUUCCUGGUGAGCCCGGCUCAGUCGACUAUAACUACCCUGAGGGCUUCAACGUCACCAACUCCACCGAGUACGCCAUUGCCUCUUCCAAGUCUGCCAUCCAGGUAGCUGCCAACUCCGCCACCAUGACCUCGACCACCACCCAGCCCUACCUCCGCACUACCCCUACCGCUGGCGUCCGUAACGUCGAUCACCCUCCCUAUGUUAUCAACAACCAGCUCGGUGAUUUGGCUGUCCACGCUGUUGCCCCCAACGCCACUCACUCUGAUGGUGUCGAAGAGUACGACGUCCACAACCUCUUCGGUCUUGAGAUCUUGAAUGCCACUUACAAUGCUCUCACCCAGACCAUCAGGGGUAAGCGUCCAUUCAUCAUUGGACGUAGCACAUUCGCCGGUGCUGGCCAGUAUGCUGGCCACUGGGGUGGUGACAACUACGCCACCUGGGAGUCUAUGCUGUUCAGCAUUCCUCAAGCCCUCGAUAUGGCUCUCUUUGGUAUUCCUAUGUUCGGCGCCGACACCUGUGGUUUUAGUGGAAACUCAGAUGAAGAGCUUUGCAAUCGCUGGAUGCAGCUGAGCGCUUUCUUCCCCUUCUACCGCAACCACAACACCCUGGACGAUAACUCUCAGGAGCCUUACAUUUGGGGCUCAGUCAUUGAUGCUAGCAAGCGUGCCAUGGCCAUUCGCUACUCGCUUCUUCCUUACAUGUACACCCUGUUCCACAUGGCACACACCACUGGCAGUACUGUUAUGAGAGCCAUGGCUUGGGAAUUCCCUCAUGAUCCCAGCCUUAUCGCUGCGAAUCGUCAAUUUAUGCUCGGACCCAGCUUGCUCAUCACCCCUGUUCUAAUUCCUCUGGCUACCACUGUGAACGGUGUCUUCCCCGGUAUCAAGGAGGGCACUGUCUGGUAUGAUUGGUACAAUCAGACCGCUGUCUCCGUUGCCCCUGGCGCCAACAUCACCUUAAAUGCCCCUCUUGGCCACAUCAAUGUUCACAUUCGUGGUGGCAGCGUCUUGCCUCAGCAGGAGGCCGCUCUUACCACCACUGCCAGCAGAAACAGCUCUUGGAGUGUCAUCACUGCUCUCUCAGCCGAGGGUACUGCCACGGGCAGCCUGUACAUUGACGACGGUGAGAGCAUCAUCCAGAACUCGACCCUCUUUGUCGACUUCACCGCCGAGAACAACCGCCUGUACGCCUCAGCCCGCGGCUUGUGGCAGGAGAAGAACGCUCUCGCCAACGUCACCGUCCUCGGCGUUCAGAACGCACCUUCAAACGUGACGCUCAACGGCCAGGCUCUGUCCGGUUUCAACUACAACUUCACCACCAAGGUCCUCAAGGUCACCGGCCUGCAGAACGCUACUUCUUCCGGUGCCUGGGCCAACGACUGGGUUCUCCAGUGGUAAAGGAGUAGAAAGAUUCACAUGACUUAAUGAUUUAAAGGAUCCCAUUGAGGUGGCUUUCAAAAAUGUUCAUAUGGAGGAACGUCUUUCCAUAGAAAUUCGUGAUACACAGAUUUGCUUAUACCACCAAAGUGCCCGAGUGU
Messenger RNA from Aureobasidium pullulans EXF-150, 3266 nucleotides. RefSeq names its product putative alpha-glucosidase. Gene Ontology annotation, molecular function: hydrolase activity, hydrolyzing O-glycosyl compounds; carbohydrate binding. NCBI's taxonomy places the organism in Eukaryota, Fungi, Ascomycota, Dothideomycetes, Dothideales, Saccotheciaceae. The record is from RefSeq and is a predicted model, not a curated record. Gene Ontology annotation, biological process: carbohydrate metabolic process. The transcript is spliced from 4 exons. The coding region runs from base 73 to 3126 and encodes 1017 amino acids.